This is a messenger RNA of Stylophora pistillata, 945 nucleotides long. RefSeq names its product melatonin receptor type 1B-like. Gene Ontology annotation, cellular component: membrane. The record is from RefSeq and is a predicted model, not a curated record. Gene Ontology annotation, molecular function: G protein-coupled receptor activity. NCBI's taxonomy places the organism in Eukaryota, Metazoa, Cnidaria, Anthozoa, Scleractinia, Pocilloporidae. Gene Ontology annotation, biological process: G protein-coupled receptor signaling pathway.
AUGGUUUCGCAAUGGACAACGGCUUCAGUCGUCAUUACGGCCUUACCUCUCACAAUCGUUAUAUUGAUUGGAAUUUUUGGAAACUAGAUGGUUGUGUUUAUUAGUGCGAAAGGAAAUAGAGUGCGUACGAAAGGACGUGCUCUCAUCGCAAGUUUAGCUUUGGCGGACACUUUGGAAUCGCUAAAUCUCCUUUUUAUGCUUGUAUCAGUGAUCAGUUAUGGAAAGUGGAUUUUCGCAGACGAGCUGUGUCAAUUAAACGGAUUUAUGACAACAGAGUUUGUCAUUUCGUCCAUGUACAGUCUGACUGCGAUAAGCAUCAACCGUUACUUUAUCGUGGUGAGACAGAAUUACUAUCGCAGGGUUUUUAACGCAAGGAAUCAAGCAUUGAUGAUUGCAUUCAUCUGGUGCAUCCCUCUGCCAUUUGCAAUUGGACCUUUGUUUGGAUGGUCAAAAUUUGUGUUCCAACCCGGCAAAUGUCUUUGUAUCUUCUUCUUCAGUCACUCAGUCGUUUUUUCCACGGCGCUUCUCUUCGUCGCUGUUCCUUUACCCAUCGGGAUGAUUUCUUUCUGUUGCUUUAAAGUUUACAAGCAGGUACCAGAGCAUUCGCGACAAGUAACAUCGAUGGCUGCCCGUGCACCGUCUGUUAACGUAGAGGAGGUACGCAUCACAAAGACUCUCACUGUGGUUAUCGGUGCCUACCUGAUUUGUUUCAUACCAGCUGCUACAAUAAACUUAAUUGAAAUGGUCCAACCCAGCUUUAAAAUCCCACUUUGGUUCGACAUUUUUUCCAUGAUACUAGUGUUUUGCAAUCACGCCAAUAACCCUGUGAUUUACGGCGCGUUGAACAAACAAUAUCGCCGCGCUUUCAAGGACAUCUUGAAAAAUCUUCUGGCUGGCCGAUGCUCUUUAGAGAAAACCUCAGACAGCUCGGCAAAUAACAGAUGA